Molecule: messenger RNA, 2183 nt
Organism: Euleptes europaea (tarantolino)
Lineage: Eukaryota; Metazoa; Chordata; Lepidosauria; Squamata; Sphaerodactylidae
Gene: MSL2
Product: MSL complex subunit 2
Exons: 2
Coding region: 80-1798 (572 amino acids)
Cellular component (GO): MSL complex
Molecular function (GO): ubiquitin protein ligase activity
Source: RefSeq, a predicted model, not a curated record
CCGCCCCUCGGCCUGCCCUGCCCGGGCGCGGAGCCGCGCUUUCUUCCCGAGCCCGGAGCCGUCGGCGUCAGCGUCUGCGAUGAACCCGGUGAAUGCCACAGCCCUGUACAUCUCCGCCAGUCGCCUGGUGCUCAACUACGGCCCCGGGGAGGAUCCGCAGUGCCUGGCCGAGAUCGGCAAGCUGCUGCCCUACUUCCGGCAGUCGCUCUCUUGCUGUGUGUGCGGAAAUCUGCUGCAAGAUCCAAUUGCACCCACCAACUCCACAUGUCAACAUUAUGUCUGCAAAACCUGUAAAGGCAAGAAAAUGAUGAUGAAACCGUCAUGUAGUUGGUGCAAGGACUAUGAGCAGUUUGAAGAAAAUAAACAGUUAAGCAUUCUUGUGAACUGCUAUAAAAAACUAUGUGAGUACAUAACACAAACACCACUGGCACAAGAUAUUAAACAAGCUGUGGACAGUUCUCCAGAUCUUUUGACUUUGCUGAAAGACGGUUCUCCACUUUAUGAAGACCCAGAAAAAGCAUCUGAUGAAGGCUUGGCACUAUGUCUGACAUAUUCCCCAUCACCUUCAACUUCAGAGCAUCCUAAUGAGCCUCCAGUUAAUAAUUCUUCUGUACCCGAAAGCACAUGCGACUCAGAUGCAAAAGGCUUUGUUAUUAAUGGGUUGCCCAAUUGUAAUGGGCUGUCAACAGAUAAACUUGGAGGAAAUAUUCCUUCUCCUGAACAUGAACAUUCAGUUGAUGUAUGUAGUCCUGGACAUUACAUGAAAACUGAAGAUAUUUCUAGCAGUCUGCAGCCUAUCUGUGACACCGUUUCACCUACUGACUUGUGUGCAGAUAUAUGCAGUUUCAGUGAAGACAUAAAACCAGGUGAUUCUCUUUUGCUUAGUGUUGAGGAAGUACUGCGGAGCUUGGAGACUAACACAGAUGUCUGCAGUCCUAAUCUGCAGCACGGUUUGGAAACCAGUUUAUCAAAUGGUCCUUUUUUGCAGCUGUCCCCUCCACUUUCUAGCCAUAAUAUGUUCAUGUCAUUAGGUUCUUCACCUCAUGGGAUUUCAUGUACAGCUGCAACACCGAAGGUAGUUAAGUUAAAUAGAAAGCGAUCUCGAUCGGAAAGUGACAGCGAAAAGGUGCAACCUCUUCCAAUUUCCAGUAUCCUUUGUGGCCCAACGUUGGGAGCCUCAGCUCCAGUAAUGGUGAAACAGGAAGCUAAGAUGUCUUUGCAGCCUAUAGCAACUGUACCCAAUGGAGGCAGUGCUCCUAAAAUAGGCAAAAAUGUACUCUUAUCAAAUAAAAGCAUGAAGAAGAAUCUAGAUCAUACUGCCAAGAAAUCUCGCCCAAAAUCUAAAUCAGGAAUGCUGAAAACAAAGGAUAAAUCAAAAGGUAGCAGUCAUGUCAUGCCAGGAAGUCCAACAAAAACUGUAUAUAAAAAACAGCAAGAAAAGAAGGGGUGUAAAUGUGGCCGAGCCACCCAAAAUCCAAGUGUUCUUACAUGUCGUGGCCAACGCUGUCCUUGCUACUCAAACCGGAAAGCCUGCUUAGACUGCAUAUGCCGUGGCUGCCAAAAUUCAUAUAUGGCUAAUGGGGAGAAAAAACUGGAGGCAUUUGCAGUGCCAGAAAAAGCCUUGGAGCAGACUAGGCUUACUUUGGGCAUUAAUGUGACAAGCAUUGCUGUGCGGAAUGCCAGCACAAGUACCAGUGUAAUUAAUAUGACAGGGUCACCAGUAACGACAUUUUUAGCUGCCAGUACAAAUGAUGAUAAGAACUUGGAUGAAGCUAUAGACAUGAGAUACGACUGCUGAGUCAUUCUUCUUUUGUCUUUCUCCCCCCUUUCACCCUGCCCCCAGCCUUUGGUAGGGGGACUGCUACAAUUUUGAAGGCAGCUAUGGUUCUGUUUAACUUGCCGGAGCUCCUACAUAUAGAUCACUUGUAUCAAGUGUUUUUCAUUGCUAUGUUGUGUGUUAGUGUCUGGGAAAUAGUUUGACAGUAAUGCGGAGUUACCCUGAAACUGUCUUUAGUUCUUACAGCACCUCAUAGUUUCGGAUCAAAUGCUAAUGUAAAUGAUUUUUAAUACAGAUUGACUUCUUUGGAAAAUAUUGACCUUGUUGUACCAGUUCAUGCUUUGUGCUUAAUCAGAGGUUAAUUACAUAUACCGAAAUGGUUUCUAGUCAGUCCAUUACAGUUGUG